Messenger RNA from Juglans microcarpa x Juglans regia, 1173 nucleotides. RefSeq names its product (S)-ureidoglycine aminohydrolase. The coding region runs from base 127 to 1032 and encodes 301 amino acids. Lineage: Eukaryota; Viridiplantae; Streptophyta; Magnoliopsida; Fagales; Juglandaceae. The transcript has 13 exons. The record is from RefSeq and is a predicted model, not a curated record. Gene Ontology annotation, molecular function: ureidoglycine aminohydrolase activity.
GCUGUUUGAACUUUGCACACACGAACGAAGCGCGACAAUACUCGGAGAGGGUAAAAAUAAGAGUAACAAAAGCCAUCACCAAAAGUACAAUCCUCCACACAUCUCUCCCAUCCCUGAAAUCUCACAAUGAAGACUUCCUCGGUUUUCCCACUUCUUCUCAUCACUUUCAGUUUGCUCAAAGUUGCUGCGAGUGAAGAAGGGUUUUGCUCUUCUCCUUAUUCUGUUGUUAACUCUGAUACAGACUCUAAUACUCUGUACUGGAAGGUCACCAAUCCUACACUUUCUCCUCCUUACCUUCGAGACUUGCCAGGUUUCACACGCAGCGUUUAUAGAAAGGAUCAUGCAUUAAUAGCACCUGAAAGUCACGUAUUCAGUCCUUUACCCGAGUGGACUGAUACAUUGGGAGCAUACUUAAUUACACCGGCCAUGGGCUCAAACUUUGUAAUGUACCUAGCAAAAAUGCAAGAAAAGUCAAGAUCAGGACUCCCUCCAUUUGAUGUUGAGAGGUUCAUCUUUGUGGUUCAGGGUGCUGUAACUGUCUCUAAUGCUUCUGGUGCUAGCGACAAACUGAUAGUGGAUUCAUAUGCUUAUCUGCCUCCUAAUUUUCAACAUUCAGUUAAGUGUGAUGCAUCUGCUACACUUGUGGUCUUUGAGCGAAGGUAUGCAUCUCUGGAAAAUUAUGUCGCUGAGCCAAUCAUCAGUUCAACAGAAAAGCAGCCACUCCUUGAAACUCCAGGAGAAGUGUUUGAACUUAGGAAGCUUCUUCCCACAUCGCUCGCAUAUGACUUCAAUAUCCAUAUUAUGGAUUUUCAACCUGGAGAAUUUCUUAAUGUGAAGGAGUUUCAUUACAAUCAGCAUGGUUUGUUGCUUUUAGAGGGACAGGGCAUUUAUCGCUUGGGUGAUAACUGGUAUCCAAUUCAAGCUGGUGAUGUCAUUUGGAUGGCACCAUUUGUGCCUCAAUGGUAUGCUGCGCUUGGUAAAACUCGGUCACGAUAUCUUCUGUACAAAGAUGUAAAUAGGAAUCCAUUGUAAUCUUAUGCCAGUGAAGUAUAAACAUGGAUGCAAUUGAAUGACCCAGACAACUGAUUUAUCUAUGAUAUAAAUGUGCGAAUUACAACUACCACAUGCCAUGCAUGCUAAGUUACAUAAAUAAAAGCCAUCAUUUGUGGUAAA